Umbelopsis ramanniana AG is the source of this 3703-nucleotide messenger RNA. RefSeq lists its product as uncharacterized. The transcript has 23 exons. Gene Ontology annotation, cellular component: nuclear pore outer ring. The record is from RefSeq and is a predicted model, not a curated record. The coding region runs from base 266 to 3667 and encodes 1133 amino acids. NCBI's taxonomy places the organism in Eukaryota, Fungi, Mucoromycota, Umbelopsidomycetes, Umbelopsidales, Umbelopsidaceae. Gene Ontology annotation, molecular function: structural constituent of nuclear pore; protein binding. Gene Ontology annotation, biological process: poly(A)+ mRNA export from nucleus; transcription-dependent tethering of RNA polymerase II gene DNA at nuclear periphery; protein import into nucleus.
UUUCAAGAGGCAUUUUUGUCGUGCCUGUCAACGUCCUGCAAUAGUCAAUGUUUACCGCUACGCGUUCGAGGAAUCGGACCGUAUCGCAUGAACAGCAAGAAGAGCUUCCACCUCGCAAUCCCUAUGAUUUUACUUCCAUACCCGAGACAUCUCGUUUUAUUGGGACGCCGUCCAGCGAUGUCUUUACAGCUCAUGUUGAAUGGUCUAAAUCUUGCUUUCAAUCCGUCGCCGGCUUAGAAAAACUACCAGAACAAGCAAAGAACCUAUGCAGUGCGAGCAUUUCGCAAGGUGCUGUUCCAACCGCAAGCUUCGAUCCCAAAGCUCAAUUGGCGGCAAUAGCAGAUUCGAUGCAAAUCAUGGUGUGGAAGUUAGGACAGGUACUGCUCCUAGCUACCUAUACAAGUUUGAUCUUCCCUUUCGAUGCUCAACCCCACCGCGUAUACAUCUAUUUGCGCUCAAAGGAACAUCAAGAAUAGAAGGAUACUCUUUAUUCUCAUGUUCAGCCGAUGGAAAUUUGGCAUUGUGGCACUCCUUGUCAUAUCACCAAGGCGACAGCAUUCAGCAACAAGUACCUUUAAAGCUUGGGGAGACAAUCACAGCUGUUAGCGAUUUUCACGAGGGUCGAUUUGUGCUAGGAACAUCCACAGGCGAGAUUUACAUCACCGAAAUACAGUACGAUGGAUCUUUUUCUGUUGCAUCUCUCCGAAAACGCAACAGCAUGCUACAACGAGUUGGCUCAUGGCUGACCGGCGGCAAUGCGUUGCCACUUCGUGGCAUGUUGGGUGCAGGCAACACACCUCUUAUUCGAGGAAGAAAUGAAGAAAUAUUAAAAGUACAUAUGGAUCCACGGCCGAACAGGCUUCAUCAGAGUGAGGCUAUUGUGUUAUCGGGUCAAUCCGUUCUUAGAUGCCAAAUCGAAUCGUCAAAUCGAAGCAAGAUCGUGAACAGCAUACAGAUUUACGAUAAAAUCUUGGAGCAACUCAAAUUGAAAAUUGGUGUAAAUAUCAAUGAGUUUGGAAUGCUAGAUUUUGCAAUUGAAAGAUCCGGGAAGUUGGUUAUAUUGGUAGCCUUUAAAGAGAAGAAUGUACACGGUUAUGCACUUGUUAUUACUUCCAAUGUUACAAAUGACAGUGAAGCGGAUGGUGACAUAUUGAUGGACGAUCCAUUCGGUGGCCCACGAAUAGAGGAUAUUGUGAAAUUGGAAUAUACCGAUGAUGGACUUGAAAACCCACGACCAUCUCUAUUACUGCCGAAUGGGGGACCAAUCGCUAUUGUGCAUGUGGGAAGUUCCAUCAUCUAUAGACAUAUGUACGCUAGUCUGGUAGCGGAAGAGCGAAUUGGAUUGAAAAACCCCAAUGACAAUGUUCUCUUGCUCUGGAGAAAUGCCAAGGAAAAUGCGUGGAGUAGAGAUGAUGAACCUACAGCUCGUGUUCAACUACUUACCUCCCAAGCUGGGCUGUUGGAGUUAACUGUAGAUAUCAACAAUUUAAGCGAACUUCUUACUCCGGAAAGUCCCAACGCAGAGUCGGACAGCUAUAAUGCUUUAAUGAAAGUCUUGACCAAAUCACAUUUAGAGCAAGUGGUCUUUUACGAAUCCAAGCCUAAUAACCCUUUGACAUUUCCGCUGCAAACAACUUCCAUUGCCUAUGGAACGAUUCUUGCUCAAUCCGCUGUUGAAUUGAGUAAAGAAAUAGUGUCGGGAGAGUCUACCUACUUAGUACCAAGGCUUGAUCUCCAAGAGCAUCUGCUGACGCGAGUUUCGGCGUUGAAGUCGUUACUUGAAUGCAUUUAUAGAAAUGGGUUGACCUCACAAGCAGGUGUAAAUAUACCACCCACGCUAUGCACCAAUUAUGAGACCAUGAAAGCUGCAUCUGCACUUUGGUCUUUGAUUACCAACUAUCCUGACAAUGCCGAAGUUGCUUUUAAGGUUGCGUCUGCUGCAAUUCCCGCACAGCGCAAUUUGGAAACCGGGGCUAGUGACGAGGCAAAAUUACGAACCUAUCUUAAAACCAAAGCAAAUACCAUCCCUCAGCUAAUCGUUCAUAUUGGAAACAUGGUAUCUGCUACAACUCAUCCUCUAGCAACGGACAUUGGAAGAGUCGCGCUACAACAAGCAUCUAAUUCAAUAGUAUUGACGGUUCUAAAGACGGUUCACGAAGCACGAUUAGAACUGGAAAAUAUGUACCUUGGAGAAGAUUUGGCAAGGACUGAAUUAUGGACAUCCAAUGCUGACAUAGUUCAUGCACUCAAGUCUAUCUUUUUUGCCUCAAUACCUCUAAUUCAACCGGCUUCGAAAACUACAAGCAACGCAAUGGAGUACGAAGAAGAACGGCAGCUUAGCCCGCAAAGACAACUCUCUUCCAUCCUUAGCAAACAGGCAAUUGAACUCGCUGACCUUUUGUUGAGAGCAACACAGCGACAGCACAAUGCCAGACAAAGACAUGAGCGAAAGGUUAGAAAAGACAGAGAUGCAUCCGUUCUGAAAGAAUUACAGUCUUCUGUUAUCGCCGCUUUGAAUCAGAUUGGCCAGCCGGAAAUUGCCAUACAAUUUGCAGAGGAAUAUCUAGUUUUUGACAAGCUCAUCCAGGUUUUGAACCCUACAGAGAGUGGAAGCGCCCAAUCACAAGCUGACUAUUUUUCUGAGAAAUAUGGCGAUAGCUUUGUCAGACUACUCUUUGACUGGUUUAUCACAUCAGGACACGAAGCCGAGCUACUGCAACUUAGUGAUCAAUACAACGAUCAGCUCAGCAAAUACCUUGAAGAGACGCAUCAUCUGAAACUAGCAUGGUUGCAUGAUGUUCGGUUAAAAAAAUAUGAUAAGGCGUUUCAAACUUUAGAGCGGAUAGCUGAGAAUGAGCCGGUUCUUACUAAGAAGAAGAAUCUGCUCAGCACUGCUAAGCUGGUAUUUAUGGCGAACUCUGAGCAGGUGACUCCAAGCAGUCUUGAAGUCUACAAAGCAGGACCUGUUCAAAAUAUCGACCGAGCACUCAAAAUCAUUAGUGUCCAGGAAGAACUGUUGCAGGAAUUCAACGGUCUAAUGGAAGGGCAAAGUCACAAUUCAAGUCAAGAAAAGGCAUCCGCUAUCACAGAUAUCCUCUGUACCAAAUUAACUGAUAAUGAAUGGACGAACCUCAAGAUGAUUUUUAAGUACUUGACGGGAUUGAUUUUGGACGGAAAGAUGCUUACUGAGGAAGGGCUGGUAGACAUACUGACUCUAAGAGAUAAUCGACCAUCGCAAAGCCAUAAUUAUGUGACAGCGCUGAAGUUGUACUCCAAUGCCAAGUCUGUACUACCAGCUGAGAGAAGUUUGGCCAUGCUGAAUACUAUUUGGAGACGAAUCUACACGAACGACAGAUGGGAUGAUAUUAAUGCCUACCGUCAAACGUGCACGGAUAAACAACUCGCCGUUCAAUUGAGACAAACUACGGCAUUUCGAGUAUUCAAUCGGUGCCGGGAUCAGAAUAUCCAAGAUGUAUUGCGGCCAAGGCAAAUCCAACUUGGACCAGUUAAAUGGGAUAUCAAGAUUCGAUUCCCUUCCAUCAUUACAGCUUCUAACAUUGAAAACGUAGCGGGAGACUUACGAAGUGAACAGUUUGAGCUCGCGGUGUUCAUAGAGAAAUGUCGACUGGAAGACUUCGUCACUGAAAUUUUGUUACAAGUCAAGUGAUCUACUAUUAAAAGUCCGAUUACAUCAUGUGACAGC